Messenger RNA from Cuculus canorus (common cuckoo), 1791 nucleotides. RefSeq names its product CMP-N-acetylneuraminate-beta-galactosamide-alpha-2,3-sialyltransferase 2. The transcript has 7 exons. The record is from RefSeq and is a predicted model, not a curated record. The coding region runs from base 304 to 1263 and encodes 319 amino acids. Lineage: Eukaryota; Metazoa; Chordata; Aves; Cuculiformes; Cuculidae. Gene Ontology annotation, molecular function: beta-galactoside (CMP) alpha-2,3-sialyltransferase activity.
GCACAUGGCUGGGACUCCAGCUCCAGCGGUGCCAGGGGCUGCCGCGGGGCAGGCUGGAUGGGAGAGCUGUGCCAGGAUGCUGGGGGACACUGCUGGAGGAGGGACGGCAGUCCUGACCUCACUGUUCCACUUGCUGUGAGGCUCUUUUCCCCCCACCCCCACCCCCAUGAUGGUGCAACACUUCCUCUUCCCGUGGCUGUUGUCGCAGCUUGCAACGAGCGCUGGCGAGGCCACCAAGCCCGGGAGCAUCACCUUUGCCUGGCCCUGCUCGGUGUGGCUUUCUCCAAGUAGGUGGCAUGAGGGAUGCUGCGCCAGAGGCACACACAGGUGGUGCUGGCCCUGUGCCUGCUGCUGGUCCUAUGGCAAUGUUUCCGAGCACCCACAGAUGGCCUCGGCCCCUUCCUCUGGGCUCCAACCCUCCGCGACCUCCCUGAUGCCCAUUGCACUGCUGGCACCAUGGGAUCCGCAUGGUUCAACGCCCACUACAACACAGCUAUGGGGCCUCUGCUGACCAGCACAGCCCAUGAACUCUCCUCUGACGUGGUUCAGUGGUGGCUGACCCUGCAGGGUCCCCCCAGUGAUGUCCAUCUCCAGGCCGUAAUGCAGCAGCUCUUCACUGUCCUCCCGGCCCCAACUGGCAGUGUGUGGGAUCCGUCUCGCUGCAGGACUUGUGCGGUGGUGGGGAACUCGGGACGGCUGAACGGCUCUGGCCAUGGGCUGCGGAUUGAUGCCCACGACUGGGUGCUGAGGAUGAACAGAGCAAAGAUCACUGGCUUUGAGCUGGAUGUUGGCAUGAGAACAACUCAUCACUUCAUGUACCCAGAGAGUGCAGUGAACCUCGGUCCUGGUGUCCACCUCGUCCUCAUCCCCUUCAAGCCACUGGACCUGCAGUGGGUGGCCAGCGCCUUCUCCACUGGAGAGCUCACGCAUACAUACGUCAGAGUGAAACAGUUCAUCAAAGCUGACAGAGACAAGGUGCUCAUCCUGAGCCCAGCUUUCCUCAAGUACAUCCACGACAACUGGACGGGGCGGCAGGGCCGGUACCCCUCCACUGGCUUCACUGCCCUGCUCUUCGCCCUGCACACCUGCCAGCAGGUCUCCGUGUUCGGCUUCGGAGCGGACAGCGAAGGGAACUGGCACCACUACUGGGAGAGAAACCGCUGGUCCGGAGCUUUUCGCAGGACAAGGGUCCACAAUGCUGAUGUCGAGUUCAGCCUCAUCCAGAGACUGGCAGCUGAAGGCAGGAUUUUGUUCUACAAAUGAUGCUCUUCUAAGAAACUGAAGCUCAGGAACUGGCAGCCCCUGCACUGCCAGCAGCUGCUUUAACUCCAGUUUGCUUCUCCCUCCAAGUGCUUCCACGUGCCCAGGCUCAGCCCCCGUGACCCCUGGUGUAUCCGUGCUUGUCUCUCCAGCGGGUGCUGGUAGGUGACACACUCCCAUGGCACAAGGGAUGCUGCAUUGGCUGGACACAGUGUGGGCACAGCUCUGUCCACACUGGCUUGAGGACAGGGGUCUGGUGGGCCUGGAGGCGGGCGUGGAGCCCAUGAGGUGCACCUCACGUGUGUCCCUGUGGCGGCUCUGAAGCUGCUGGGUGACAGUGCUGGUGGUGGUGGCUGCUCAGAUGUGACAGCCCACGUGGCAGAACUGACCACCUCCACUCACAGAGGGCUUUUGGGGAGGUUCAUAGUGGUUGUAUCAAAGAAGAGUAAGAAAUCAAAUGUGCUGAGUCAGAAGAUGACAGACUCAAGUACAGCUGAAAUGAUCUCAUGUUGAAUAAACUUUGAAAACACA